CCCAAACUUUUUUUUUAUCAUAUUUUCGUCUCCUCUCAAGAAAAUUUCACAAACUCUCUCCCAAAUCUAAAAAAAAGCUCUCUCUCUUUUUCUCAAAAAUCAAAUCAAAGAUGUCGACGACAACAACGACGAAGAAGAUCGUGUUGAAGAGUUCCGAUGGUGAAUCUUUCGAGGUUGAUGAAUUGGUUGCUCUCGAAUCACAAACCAUAGCUCAUAUGGUUGAAGACGACUGCGUCGACAACGGUGUCCCUCUCCCUAACGUUACGAGCAAGAUCCUCGCUAAGGUGAUCGAGUAUUGCAAGAAACACGUCGAGGUUACUGCUUCCAAGACCGAUGCCGCUGAUGGUGCUGCUGCUGGUGCUGCUUCUUCUGCCGCCGACGAAGAACUCAAGACCUGGGAUGCUGAGUUUAUGAAGAUCGAUCAGGCUACCCUCUUUGAACUCAUCCUGGCUGCGAAUUACCUGAACAUCAAGAACUUGCUUGACCUAACAUGUCAAACAGUGGCUGAUAUGAUCAAGGGGAAGACUCCAGAAGAGAUUCGCACAACGUUCAACAUCAAGAAUGACUUCACACCAGAGGAAGAAGAGGAGGUUCGCAGAGAGAACCAAUGGGCUUUUGAAUGAUUCUCUCAUUCAAUCUCUGAUGUUUCGAAGAUCAAACCAAACCAGUCUCCUCAUCUCUUAUGUUUAUCCCCGUUUUUCUUCUUCUAAGUGUUUGAUGAUAUGACUUUGCUUUCUUUUUUUAAUAUUCAUGACUAUGUUCUCUUCUUCUUCUUCCUCUUUGUCUUCUCUGUUAUGGUAUCAAGAACCACCAUUGUCUCUUUACUCUUUUGGAUAAUUUGUGCUUUUUAGUUAUCUUUUAAGAGUGAUUUGCUGGUUUGCCUUA
Messenger RNA from Camelina sativa (false flax), 885 nucleotides. Its product is annotated as SKP1-like protein 1A. The record is from RefSeq and is a predicted model, not a curated record. Lineage: Eukaryota; Viridiplantae; Streptophyta; Magnoliopsida; Brassicales; Brassicaceae. Gene Ontology annotation, biological process: ubiquitin-dependent protein catabolic process.